This is a messenger RNA of Stegastes partitus (bicolor damselfish), 1121 nucleotides long. Its product is annotated as actin-related protein 2/3 complex subunit 4-like. Gene Ontology annotation, molecular function: actin filament binding. Gene Ontology annotation, biological process: actin filament polymerization; Arp2/3 complex-mediated actin nucleation. The record is from RefSeq and is a predicted model, not a curated record. Gene Ontology annotation, cellular component: actin cytoskeleton; Arp2/3 protein complex. The coding region runs from base 11 to 583 and encodes 190 amino acids. Lineage: Eukaryota; Metazoa; Chordata; Actinopteri; Pomacentridae. The transcript is spliced from 6 exons.
GGCUUCCUGGAUGUUCACGGAAACUCACCGUGUCGCUGCUUCCUCGUUUAGCCGCCGCCGCUCCUCCUACAGAGAAAUGACAGCAACCUUGCGCCCAUAUCUCAAUGCUGUGCGUGCCACGCUGCAGGCCGCCCUCUGCCUGGAGAAUUUCUCUUCACAAGUGGUGGAGAGACACAACAAGCCAGAGGUGGAAGUCAGGAGUAGUAAAGAGUUGCUCCUCCAGCCUGUAAUCAUCAGCCGUAACGACAAGGAGAAGGUUCUGAUCGAGGGCUCCAUCAACUCCGUCAGAGUCAGCAUCGCUGUCAAGCAGGCAGAUGAGAUCGAGAAGAUUCUGUGCCACAAGUUCAUGCGUUUCAUGAUGAUGAGAGCAGAGAACUUUUUCAUCCUGAGGAGAAAACCAGUGGAGGGCUAUGACAUCAGUUUCCUCAUCACCAACUUCCACACGGAGCAGAUGUACAAGCAUAAACUGGUGGACUUUGUUAUUCAUUUUAUGGAGGAAAUUGACAAGGAGAUCAGUGAAAUGAAGCUGUCUGUCAACGCCAGGGCUCGUAUAGUCGCUGAGGAGUUCCUCAAAAACUUCUGAGAGGGGAAAUCCAGGAAUACAUUCCGUUUGCAAUCUUGUAAGUCACUGUGGAGCGUUCCCAUCACAGAGCAGAGAGGAGACAAAAUAUGACCAGCGAAGGGAGGUGGAGAAAUACAAGAUGUACAGGAAAGAUGUACAGGCCAGUGGGGUUUCACCCUUUAACUUUAAAAUGCACCUGUGCUCAAAAAUAUUGAUGUUUGUACAUAAUGAAUAUUAACACCAGACAUUAAUUUCUGCCUUUGGAACAUGAAGUCAGGGCAGGUCCUUAAAAAGAUGUGUUAUCGAUAUUAAUGAGCACAGGAUAAUAUGGAUUUUUCAGAUAAUUUAAAUGUUGUUUUUUUAAAAUAUAUAUAUAUUAUAUAUUAUAUGCACAUAAAUUUCAUUUUGCUAUGUUUUGUUACAACAAACCUUAAACAACAAAGGCAAUCAAUUAGUUCAUGUUUCUUGUUUUAGUACACAGAGGACCCUAUUGUAGAUGAAACAAAUUCAAAUAAAUAUACUUGCUGGCAGUGAAGUUAAAUAAAAAUGUUGUACUUUG